UGUCUGCGCCGGGCGGGGCUGCCGGGCCGAGCCGGGGCUUCCGCCGGGGCCGGGCCCGUGUCCGGCGCGCCGGGGGCGGCGCGGGGCCGGUUCCGGGGCCGGGGCGAUGCCCGGAGCGGGGCCCGGGGCGGCGGCGCGGGGCCGCGGGCGCUGAGCGGGGGCAGCAUGGCCGAGGCGCUGCGCCAGGAGCCGCCGGGCGGGCCCGAGUCGGAGGCCGAGCUGUCGCAGCGGCUCGCCCGCACCAAGGCCCGCUCGUACGGCAGCACGGCGAGCGUGGCCGCGCCGCUGGCCGAGCGCUACGUGGAGCACCGGCUGAGCGCCGGGGACACGCUGCAGGGCAUCGCCCUCAAGUACGGCGUCACGAUGGAACAAAUAAAGAGGGCAAAUAAACUGUUCACUAAUGACUGUAUAUUUCUGAGGAAAACCCUGAAUAUUCCGGUUAUAUCAGAGAAACCAUUACUGUUCAAUGGACUUAAUUCACUGGAGUCUCCUGAGAAUGAAACUGUUGACAGCUCCCCUUCUGAAGGACUAGUGGCAGUUCAGGAAGAAAGUAGUUCUUCUCCCAGUCCUCAAGAAUCUGACAAUCAGCCCACUGCACCAGAAGAAUUAUCUGCCAAAGAUUUCCUACAGAGAUUGGACUUGCAGAUUAAGUUAUCCAAACAAGCAGCCAGAAAACUAAAAGAUGACAGUGUCAGAGAUGAGGAGAAUGAGGAAGGUCCCUAUGCAACUUCUUCGUAUCACCAGUAGAAGACAGAUGUGAUGGUCUGAAAACUUUCCAUGAAAUCAGUUCUUACAGAACUAAACAGUCAAUAAUUCAAAACCCAAGUCUUCUGGACUCAUCCUCUUGAUGUACUUAAAAGAAGUCAUGAAUGGGUAAUUGCACUGAAAUUAUGACCUCUUCUGCCUUCCAUAGGUUAAUGUCCUUAUGCUAUAUCAAUAAAAGGUUUAAGCCUUCCAAAACUAGCAAUGGCCUUUUUACCCCUUCUGUGCAAACUGUAGCAUGGUAGCAACUAUAUAUCCAUCCCUGAGGUCACCUUUAUGCAGGAUGUUGAUCUUUAGUAAAGAUUUUGUAAAUACUUGUUAAAGUGAAAUUUGUUUUAAGUAUUUAAAAAUAUUAAAUAAGUUUGCUUGUAAAUGACAAACAAUGAAAGUAAUAGAAAUUUACUUCUUCUGCAAACAUAGGCAAGUUUGCUGUGUAAGUUUUGUCUACUUCAGGGCUGCAAAACUUGCCUAUGAAUCUUGUGUGUGUCUGUGUGUGGUUAUGAUGUAUUCCUAGAAAGGGGAAUUCAGCUUGUUUUGGUUAGUUAAAGCCUUUUUGGUUGAAGAACUGUUUGCAUAUUGGAUUUCUACUCAUAAAAGGGACGAGUUACACAAGAGGUUUUUUGUGAGAUACGACAUUGGAAUAUCAGAUGUGUGUUCUUGUGUGCAGUUAAAUUUUGUGUGGUUUUAAUUUAAUAAAAUACAAAAAAUACUGA
Messenger RNA from Catharus ustulatus (Swainson's thrush), 1475 nucleotides. RefSeq names its product LysM domain containing 2 (gene LYSMD2). The record is from RefSeq and is a predicted model, not a curated record. The transcript has 3 exons. The coding region runs from base 166 to 747 and encodes 193 amino acids. Lineage: Eukaryota; Metazoa; Chordata; Aves; Passeriformes; Turdidae.